Messenger RNA from Colius striatus (speckled mousebird), 2184 nucleotides. RefSeq names its product ALG9 alpha-1,2-mannosyltransferase (gene ALG9). Gene Ontology annotation, cellular component: endoplasmic reticulum membrane. The record is from RefSeq and is a predicted model, not a curated record. Gene Ontology annotation, molecular function: alpha-1,2-mannosyltransferase activity. The transcript is spliced from 15 exons. Lineage: Eukaryota; Metazoa; Chordata; Aves; Coliiformes; Coliidae. The coding region runs from base 221 to 2026 and encodes 601 amino acids. Gene Ontology annotation, biological process: protein N-linked glycosylation.
UUCCCGACCGUGUCUCUUUUCCAGCCGCUUCCCUUGCGGCUCUCCCGGGGCAGGGCCAGGCCUGGCGGCGGCGCGGCUGCGUCCUUGCGAACAUCGCGCGUACGGCCGCUUGCGUGGGGCGGGCUCCCGUGCCCACAACCGGCAUGGCGGCCGUCGGCUUCGGCACCGCUCCGGUUUUGUCCGCUGUCAGGGAGCGAGCUUUCGGCAGCCCGUACUCGGCAUGGCCGCCAAGGGGGCUCGGCAGCGGCCGCGAGCUGCAGGUGGCGGUGAGUCCGCCCGGUCGCGGUCGGAGGCCGCAGGCGCGGAUGAGGCCCGGCUGGAGCCAUCUGGGAGCAAAGCAGGACAAGUUUGGGCCCCUGAAGGUUCAACAGCUUUCAAGUGUCUCAUUUCCGCCAGGUUCUGUGCUGCUCUCUUAAGCAACAUCUCUGACUGUGAUGAGACGUUUAACUAUUGGGAACCAACACACUACCUCAUUUAUGGGAAGGGGUUUCAGACAUGGGAAUACUCUCCAGCCUAUGCCAUCCGCUCCUAUGCUUACCUAUGGCUUCAUGCCUUACCAGCCCUGUUCCACGCUAGAGUCCUACAGACUAACAAGGUUCUUAUCUUCUAUUUCCUCCGAUGCUUCCUGGCUUUCCUGAGCUGUGUUUGUGAACUCUAUUUCUACAAGGCUGUGUGCAAGAAGUUUGGGCUACAUGUGAGCAGGCUGAUGUUGGCUUUUUUAGUACUCAGCACUGGGAUGUUUUGCUCAUCUGCAGCUUUUCUCCCAAGCAGUUUCUGCAUGUACACCACGGUGGUUGCCAUGACUGGCUGGUAUAUGGACAAGACCUCUGUAGCAGUGCUGGGGGUGGCUGCUGGAGCCCUUCUGGGCUGGCCCUUCAGUGCAGCUCUUGGCCUUCCUAUUGCCUUUGACUUGCUGAUACUGAAGCAGAAGUGGAAGAGUUUCCUAAACUGGUGUGUGGUGUCAUUGAUCCUCUUUUUGGUGCCCUUGGUAGUUGUGGACAGCUAUUACUAUGGGAAGCUGGUAGUUGCGCCUCUGAACAUUGUUUUAUACAAUGUCUUCACUUCUCACGGACCUGAUCUCUAUGGUACAGAACCCUGGUCCUUCUAUUUCAUCAAUGGCUUUCUGAAUUUCAAUGUGGCAUUUGUUUUGGCUCUGCUUGUGCUGCCACUGACUUGUCUCAUGGAGUGUCUGCUUCAGAAAUUUCAUGUUCAGAAUCUGGGCCGUCCCUACUGGCUGACACUAGCUCCUAUGUACAUUUGGAUCAUGAUUUUCUUCAGUCAGGCCCACAAAGAAGAGAGGUUUCUUUUCCCCAUCUACCCCCUCAUCUGUCUCUGUGGUGCAGUGGCUCUUUCUGCUCUUCAAAAGUGCUACCACUUCAUAUUCCAGCGCUACCGCCUGGAGCACUACACAGUCUCUUCCAACUGGCUGGCUCUGGGCACCGUCUUUCUCUUUGGCCUUUUGUCGUUGUCACGCUCUGUUGCCUUAUUCAGAGGCUACCAUGGGCCCCUGGACCUGUACCCAGAGUUUCAUCGGAUUGCUACUGACCCAAGUAUUCACACUGUGCCAGAGGGGAGACCAGUUAAUGUCUGUGUGGGAAAGGAGUGGCACAGAUUCCCAAGCAGCUUUCUUCUGCCAGAGAAUUGGCAGCUCCAGUUCAUCGUGUCAGAAUUCAGGGGCCAGUUACCAAAGCCAUUUGCCAAGGGACCAAUGGCCACACGGAUCAUUCCCACUGACAUGAACGACCAAAACAAGGAAGAGCCAUCUCGAUAUAUUGAUAUUUCCAAAUGUCACUAUCUAGUGGACUUGGAUACAGCAGCUGAAACCCCAAGGGAGCCAAGAUAUUCCUCCAAUAAGGAAGAGUGGGUAACCAUUGCCUACAAGCCGUUCCUAGAUGCUUCCAGGUCCUCGAGGCUGCUGCGUGCGUUCUACAUCCCCGUGCUCUCAGAACAGUACACCCGGUAUGCCAACUACACUAUCCUGAAAUCCCGGAGGUCCAAGCAAACCAGGAAGAAAGUGGAAGGCUAGCAACACACCUGGGUAACAAACCCCAAAGCAUCUGCUGACACUCUUGGACAGCUGCCUAAGCCAUCUUCAGUUCCCUUUUUGAAGGACUGUGCUUGUAAGAUUCACUAAUAAAGAUUUCCCAUGAAGUGAGUUCUCUCUGCAAGCUUCCAGCUGUAAAA